AUGUCGAACAAUGCUAGGAGAGAAGGGCUGUCGACAUUCAGUAAGCUUUCCCGGUAUUUUAAGAAAGAUGUGAAAGACAUAAUAUGGCCGGACACGAUGCCGAAUCCGCCGAAUUACGUCGAGAAGAAAUAUACCAUCAAACAACACUUUCUGAUUUGGAAGAAAGCGUUGGAGCUUUACGGAAAGAGUUGGAAGAGAGAGAUAGGGGAAGGAGAAGAUGGUGCGAUGAAAUCUGCCGCGCGAACGCACGGGGCAGGAAAUGAUCGCGACAAAAGAGAGAACGAUAAGAAGCACGACGAUUCUUCUUCUCCUUCUCUCGGUUCUGAAUUGAACGAAUUAGCUCACACGGCGAAGUCUGGAUGGAGGCCUCUGGUAAAGUAUUUAUACGAGACGAGAGGCAUAGCGUAUAGAGACGGGGUGAGAGAAUUCAUUAAGGAGUAUAGAAUUGGUUAUCGAGAAGCCAUAGAAUCUGAGAAAAAGAACAGCAGUAGUAGCAGCGGAAACAACGACUAA
Messenger RNA from Bathycoccus prasinos, 513 nucleotides. RefSeq lists its product with no specific name. The transcript has a single exon. NCBI's taxonomy places the organism in Eukaryota, Viridiplantae, Chlorophyta, Mamiellophyceae, Mamiellales, Bathycoccaceae. Bases 1 to 513 code for a protein of 170 amino acids. The record is from RefSeq and is a predicted model, not a curated record.